AUGAUCGUAUCCAACGUGAGCCUGAGCGGAGGCUGCGCGGAGGUCAACAGCGCUCUGUGCGCCUCAGCCGGGGAAGGGCACCCGGGCGGCGGCUCGUACCGGACCACCCUCACUCCGACGGGGAACCUGGUCGUGGCUGUGUGCUUGGGCUUCAUCGGCACUUUGGGACUUCUGAACAACCUGCUGGUGCUCGUGCUCUUCUGCCGCUACAAGAUGCUGCGCUCGCCCAUCAACCUGCUCCUGAUUAACAUUUCCAUCAGCGACCUGCUGGUGUGCGUACUGGGGACUCCGUUCAGCUUCGCAGCCAGUACGCAGGGACGAUGGCUCAUAGGAGAAGGGGGGUGCGUCUGGUACGGCUUCGCCAACUCCCUCUUUGGUAUCGUGUCCCUCAUCUCCCUGGCUAUCCUCUCAUAUGAGCGCUACAGCACCAUGAUGGUCCCCACUGAGGCCGACCCCUCCAACUACCAUAAGAUCUCACUGGGCAUCACCCUGUCCUGGGUCUACUCCCUCAUUUGGACCUUGCCGCCUCUCUUAGGUUGGAGCAAAUACGGCCCUGAAGGACCCGGGACCACCUGCUCUGUCGACUGGAAGGCCAAGACAGCGAAUAACAUCUCUUACAUCAUCUGCCUGUUUGUCUUCUGCCUCAUCAUGCCGUUCCUGGUGAUCGUGUUCUGCUAUGGGAAGCUGCUGUGCGCCAUCAGACAGGUAAGUCUAUGGGGAAGACUUUCACUAAUGUUGUAG
Molecule: messenger RNA, 741 nt
Organism: Paralichthys olivaceus (Japanese flounder)
Lineage: Eukaryota; Metazoa; Chordata; Actinopteri; Pleuronectiformes; Paralichthyidae
Source: RefSeq, a predicted model, not a curated record